UUUACAUUGAAUCGAUGAAGUAGUUAGGGACUCCAUAUUGGACUUGUAUGAACGCGUCGAAAGCACAUAAUCUGGUCGACGUGCUAUAUAUAAUACCCCGGUGUUGCUUAAUCCAUAUUAUUAAAGCUUCGGAAGGGUGCUGUAGUCCCUUCUAAAGAGUACUUAAACUGAAUAACCACAAUAAUAAUGCCACCGAAGAGAAAAGCAGGAACUGACGGCCGUUUUAAAACGAUCAAAGUUACAGCGAAAACGCCAAUAAAAGACUUGGUUGCUUCAAAGAAAUUGGUCUUCGAAAAAGGGAGAGGCUUUUACCAACUCACCAAACCAGAAAUAAUUCAAGAUAACAAAGAAAUCGUAGCCAGAAGAAAAAGCGAUGGCUCAUUCAUUUCAGGCGAUACAGUCCGGAGUGCGUUAAGUAUUCCUGCUGAUGCAGCUGUCAAGAAGUUCAAAUUAGAUUUAUCCAAACUGCCGGACUUUGACGUGUUUAUCCAGAGUACUUCUUACAACAGGGCGUUAAUGCCCAAUACAGAGUUUCUUUAUGACGUAGGAGGUCCUGACACCUCUGCCACCGGUGACGAUGCUGAAGAUGAGCCACCAGUUAAGAAAACGAAGGGAAAAGCUGCUGCUCCGAAGGCAACCAAAAAGGCUGCUGCUCCAAAGACUGCUGCUCCUAAAGGACGUGGUAGAGGAAAGAAGGCUGCAGAGGAACCAACCGCUGAAGCUGCUGAUGAUGAAGACGAAGAAACAUCUCCAUCGAGUCCUACAAAACCCAAAUCGACCGUUCCUCCCCCAGGUGCUGGUGGUCCCAUCGAAAUCGUAUUCACAUUUGAUACAACAGGUUCAAUGUAUCCAGCAUUAGGCCAAGUGAGAAGCAACGUCCAAAAUAUGAUAAAACGACUCAACAAAGAGAUCCCGGGAAUCAGAAUCGCCAUAAUAGCACAUGGGGACUACCAAGAUAAAGGCCAUCCUUAUUGUACCUGCCAUUUAGAUUUCACAGGGGACGAGAAGAAGCUGUGCAAUUUUGUUAAGACAGUGAAAAGUACGUGUGGCUACGACGCUGACGAAUGCUAUGAGCUUGUACUUCACGAAGCCAGGACAGAACUCUCUUGGACGCCUGGUACACAGCGUUCAUUGGUAAUGAUAGGCGAUUGUAACCCUCACGAGCCAAACUAUGGCCUCAAUAAGAAAAAACUAGAUUGGCGCAAAGAAGCAAAAGCACUUGGAGAAAUGGGUGUCCGAAUAUAUGGUUGUCAAGCUUUAAAUUAUGGGGCAGCUACCAAUUUCUACCGAACCAUCGCCAAGUUGACUGGCGGUUAUCAUUUGAAUCUUGACCAGUUUGCAGCCAUACAAGACUUCAUGAUGGCGAUCUGCUUCAAUGAGAGGGGCAUGGACCAACUUCAGGCAUAUGAGGCGGAGGUGAAGGGGAGAAAGAAAGGUGGAGGCAUGAAUCGUGAACUCCAUCGUCUAUUUGAUACACUUAAUGGAAGAACCAAAAGUACAUUUGUUGCGGGUGAUGUAGACGGUGAUCUCACUGCAGUCAAUCCAUCACGUUUCCAGAUCCUCCACGUGGAUGAGAAAUGUGCCAUCAAGCAGUUCGUUCAGGACAAUGACCUUGUCUUCAAAGCAGGUCAAGGCUUCUAUGAGUUCACCAAGCCAGAGCUGAUAUCUCACAAGAAGGAAGUUGUACUGGUUGACAAGGCAACGGGUGACAUGUUUACUGGGCCUGAGGCCUGCGCUCUCAUUGGUGCAGGUGGUAGUAGCAAGAUUAAGCCAGCAGCUCUCGAGAAGUGGCGUGUUUUCGUCCAGAGUACUUCAUAUAAUAGAGUGUUAAUGCCAGACACAGGAUUCCUCUAUGAAGUUGACCCUGAUAAAUAAUUACUUCACUGU
Molecule: messenger RNA, 1887 nt
Organism: Owenia fusiformis
Lineage: Eukaryota; Metazoa; Annelida; Polychaeta; Sabellida; Oweniidae
Source: the annotation of a GenBank genome assembly